Molecule: messenger RNA, 2046 nt
Organism: Anolis carolinensis (green anole)
Lineage: Eukaryota; Metazoa; Chordata; Lepidosauria; Squamata; Anolidae
Exons: 2
Coding region: 219-1808 (529 amino acids)
Molecular function (GO): nucleic acid binding; zinc ion binding
Source: RefSeq, a predicted model, not a curated record
ACUGUCAGAACCCUGCUACUAGAGCCUGGAUGUGGCUCUGAGUUUCAGGGUCACUGACAUUGAUAAGACACCUGCGUCCCAGGACUCGGAGGAGAAACGGCUGAUGGACUUGGCGGGGAAUUUGCGCGGGGUUUUACUGAGCGGGAAGAGACUGUUCAAAUGAGGGGGAGGGUAUAUAAAGGAGGGUUGGCCGGAGCCUCCCAUUCUUGGCUUUUCUGAUGUUCAUGUUUCCUACAGUAAAAGUUCCUGGUGAUACCACAGAGAGUCUCGUGUGUUCAUUCAGGAGCGGCUGUGGUGAGCUGACACUAAGCCAAGAAUACGGACACCAUCCCGCUGUAGCGGUGAGGUGUAACAUGCAAGUGGAGGAUGAAGAGCUCUUGGGCGCCGGAGGAGGAAGGUCGGAAAGGGCCACUCCCGAGACGGACGCUGAGUUCCACCAGCUGGCGGCCCUGGCGUCAUCCACCGCUUAUGCCCAGCCGAAUGGGGUAACCCAGAGGCGCGGAGUGGUGCGGGGAGAUAGCACCGGAGGAGAGGAAGGUUCACCUUCCCCAGGCCCGCAAAAGAUGGUGUUUCUGGAGGAGAGGAUGUCGGCGAUGGAGACCACCCUGGCAGUGAUGUCGAGGGCGAUGGAGCGCCUGGCGGUUUUGGCGGAGCCGGAGCGAGGAAGGGAACUCCGGGCUAGCUCAAUGUGGGACGUGAGCAUGGGAAGCAGCCAGGGCUUUGCAGACCUCCCAGCACCGAAGGGAAGGGAAAUGCGAAAGGAGCCCGGUGCCCGGCCCAAGAUCCAAACGAGCCUGACGCGGGUGGAGGAGAGUGACGACGAAGGGGAAAAGCCUCCGAGAAUCCCGGCUACGCUCCCAACUGAGACCCUGGUGCCCCUGGCGAAUGCCGGGCGUGGCACAGGACAAAGGGAAGCAGCAGCGGGGCCCACUGGCCCGCAAGGGGGCUUGCGACGGGCGGAGAAUUGGGGAUUGCCACCACAGGGACCCCUACCGAGACGAGAGGAACUAAGGAUCGAGUUUGGGGGAGAGUCCUCUGAACUGGAUUUUUUCCUGACCACGGUGAGGGGCUAUAUGGAGGACAAUGCCCACACUUUUAGAACGGAAUCCAGCCGGGUACGGGCCAUUGGUGCAGUGUUGAAGAGGGGAGCGGCCAGCUGGUACGUUCAACUACACGCGCGGCGCGACCCAUGUCUGGGGUCACUCCGACGCUUUAUGGGGGCCCUGGAGACCCGUUUCCGAGAUCCACUGGAGCAGAUCCGGGCGAGGGAGGAGUUGAAGACCGUCUCCCAGGGGCAGAGGUCGGUAUCUGAGUAUGCGGAGGAGUUCCAAUGCCUCGCUGAAAAGGUGCCGGAAUGGUCUGCAGUGACAAAGAUAGAACUCUUCAAAGAGGGGCUCAGGCGGGAGAUCCUCUCCUGGGCGGUGCAUCGUGAUGAGCCUGACACACUGCGCGGAUGGAUUCAGCUGGCGGGGCGCAUCGAGACAUCGCUGGCCCAGGCGAGGAGGCACCGAGGAGGGCUACAGCAGCGGCCGCAGAUGAAAGAGGGGAGCCGGAAGGAGGGAUCAACCCCAGCCGGGAGGAGAACGGAGCCGACAGGGAACGUGAGCACCAGCAGGAGGGGCUGCUUCGUGUGCGGCCGUUUGGGCCACAGGGCUGCCGAGUGCUGGCAGAGAAAAGGGGAAGGCGGAGGCCCGCCCAAACCAAGAGCCGUGGCAGGGAAACGCGCCGAGGAAGAACCACCGAUGAGGCACCACUCGGGGGGGUUGGACGAAGGGGAGGAGGACGCCAUGUCAGAACCCUGCUACUAGAGCCUGGAUGUGGCUCUGAGUUUCAGGGUCACUGACAUUGAUAAGACACCUGCGUCCCAGGACUCGGAGGAGAAACGGCUGAUGGACUUGGCGGGGAAUUUGCGCGGGGUUUUACUGAGCGGGAAGAGACUGUUCAAAUGAGGGGGAGGGUAUAUAAAGGAGGGUUGGCCGGAGCCUCCCAUUCUUGGCUUUUCUGAUGUUCAUGUUUCCUACAGUAAAAGUUCCUGGUGAUACCACA